GCGCACGUGCUACCCGCCUACGCCGGACUGAGCCGCGACGCUGCCUUAGUGGAGACCGAAACCAUGGCGAGCCAGCUCAGAGGUUGGGUUUCUUACCCGCUCGGCACAGGCCGCGGUCUCCGGUUCGUCUGGCCUCUGCUGAUGGCGGAACCGGGGAAAGACUGAGAAUGGGCGUGCUUACAUUAUCGCCUCCCCCGAGUCCCGCCCCUUCUCCCCUUCACUAAAUCGGUUGGCUGCCCUCCUGUCGGUCAGAAGCUGGUGUCACCAACAGCGUGCGGCCGACUCUGAAGCUUGUUUGGCUAGUGAGGCUGCGGGCCACGAGAGUGCCUUGAAGUAACUUUAGGAAGUGGAAGAUGCCAGAAAGUAACGCGGCAGAGGGUAGCAACAGAAGCGAGGAGCAGGUGUCUGGUGCUAAAGUCAUCGCCCAGGCCCUGAAAACGCAAAAUGUGGAGUACAUGUUUGGCGUCGUGGGCAUCCCCGUGACCGAAAUCGCCCUUGCUGCACAGGAAAUGGGCAUCAGGUACAUCGGGAUGAGGAAUGAGCAAGCGGCUUGUUAUGCUGCCUCUGCUGUUGGAUACCUAACGGGCAGGCCAGGAGUAUGCCUUGUCGUCUCUGGCCCGGGUCUCAUCCACGCCUUGGGUGGCAUGGCAAAUGCAAACAUGAACUGUUGGCCCUUGAUUGUGAUUGGUGGUUCUCCUGAAAGAAAUCAAGAAACAAUGGGAGCCUUCCAGGAGUUUCCUCAGGUUGAAGCUUGCAGAUUAUAUAGCAAGUUCUCUGCCCGGCCAACCAGCAUAGCACAUAUUCCUCUUGUUAUUGAAAAGGCUGUGAGGAGCAGUAUAUAUGGUCGGCCAGGUGCUUGCUACGUUGACAUUCCUGCAGAUCUUGUGACCCUCCAGGAGAAUGUGAAUUCUAUAAAGUACAAGGAGUGCUGCAUGCCACCUCCGGUUAGCAUGGCUGAAACCCCUGCUGUGUGUAUGGCAGCAUCUGUUAUUAGAAAUGCCAAACAACCCCUGCUCAUCAUCGGAAAAGGUGCUGCUUAUUCCCACGCAGAGGACAGUAUCAGGAAACUGGUGGAGCAGUGCAAUUUGCCGUUUUUGCCCACCCCUAUGGGGAAGGGUGUUGUCCCUGACAAUCAUCCAAACUGUGUAGGCGCAGCCAGAUCCAGGGCUUUGCAAUUUGCCGAUGUGAUUGUGUUGUUUGGUGCAAGACUGAACUGGAUAUUACAUUUUGGACUGCCUCCAAGAUACCGCGCAGAUGUGAAGUUUGUUCAGGUUGAUAUCUGUGCAGAAGAACUGGGGAAUAAUGUAAGGCCUGCUGUGACUUUGCUAGGAGACAUAAAUGCUGUUUCUAAACAGCUUUUGGAACAGUUUGAUAAAACCCCAUGGCAGUAUCCCACAGAAAGUAAGUGGUGGAAGACCCUGAGGGAAAAAAUGAAAAGCAAUGAAGCUGUAUCCAAGGAAUUAGCUUCCAAAAAAUCCCUCCCUAUGAAUUAUUAUACAGUAUUCUACCAUGUUCAAGAACAGCUACCCAGAGACUGUUUUAUAGUAAGUGAGGGAGCAAAUACUAUGGACAUUGGCCGUACAGUACUUCAGAACUACCUUCCUCGUCACAGGCUCGAUGCUGGUACCUUUGGAACAAUGGGAGUCGGUCUGGGAUUUGCUAUUGCAGCUGCUAUAGUGGCUAAAGAUAGAAGUCCUGGGCAGCGGGUCAUCUGUGUGGAAGGAGACAGUGCCUUUGGAUUUUCUGGCAUGGAAGUGGAAACCAUCUGCAGGUACAACUUGCCAAUAAUCCUCUUGGUAGUUAACAAUAAUGGAAUCUACCAAGGUUUUGAUGCUGACACUUGGGAAAAAAUGUUGAAUUUUCAAGAAGCUGCUAUAUCUGUCCCUCCAAUGUGUCUCUUGCCAAACUCACAUUAUGAGCAAGUCAUGACUGCAUUUGGAGGCAGAGGGUGUUUUGUACAAACACCAGAAGAACUCCGAAACUCUCUGAAGCAGACACUGGAAGACACAAGUAAACCCUGUCUUAUCAAUAUCAUGAUUGAACCGCAGAGCACACGGAAGGCCCAGGAUUUUCACUGGCUCACCCGUUCGAAAAUGUGAACAAACUACUUGAUGGUUUGGGAAUUUUCUACUUUCUAGCAAGUAGAAUUUACUUUUCCUAGCAAAAUUACCAUACUGCUAAAACUGUAUUUUAAAAUAUAUUUUAAAUUAUGUUUAUAGUAAAGAAAUUAUCUAAAAGCAGAAA
Molecule: messenger RNA, 2244 nt
Organism: Onychomys torridus (southern grasshopper mouse)
Lineage: Eukaryota; Metazoa; Chordata; Mammalia; Rodentia; Cricetidae
Gene: Hacl1
Product: 2-hydroxyacyl-CoA lyase 1
Exons: 17
Coding region: 354-2099 (581 amino acids)
Biological process (GO): fatty acid alpha-oxidation
Cellular component (GO): peroxisome
Molecular function (GO): catalytic activity; magnesium ion binding; thiamine pyrophosphate binding
Source: RefSeq, a predicted model, not a curated record